AUGGCUCGUACUAAACAAACAGCCCGUAAGUCUACAGGAGGCAAGGCCCCAAGAAAACAGCUAGCUACCAAGGCAGCACGCAAGUCUGCACCAGCAACCGGAGGUGUUAAAAAACCACACAGAUACCGUCCGGGUACCGUAGCGCUCCGUGAGAUCCGUCGCUAUCAAAAAUCGACCGAACUCCUCAUCCGUAAGCUCCCGUUCCAGCGUUUGGUACGUGAGAUCGCCCAAGACUUCAAGACAGACUUGCGUUUCCAGUCGUCGGCAGUUUUGGCCCUCCAAGAAGCCAGCGAGGCCUACCUGGUCGGUUUAUUCGAAGACACCAACCUCUGUGCGAUCCACGCGAAGAGAGUCACAAUCAUGCCAAAAGACAUCCAGUUGGCCCGUCGCAUUCGAGGAGAACGUGCGUAA
Anisakis simplex (herring worm) is the source of this 411-nucleotide messenger RNA. The record is from the annotation of a GenBank genome assembly. Lineage: Eukaryota; Metazoa; Nematoda; Chromadorea; Rhabditida; Anisakidae.